AUGCGACACUCGUGUCGAGCGCACACGCCGUCUCCGUCGCACCUCUUACCACGGGACUUCGAACGUGCGCCCAGUAACACCUGCGGCAGCGGUGGCGGUGACCUCACUGUGCGACUGAACUCGACUACGACGCGCCCGCGACAACGUCCGCACCACCACCAGCAGGACCCUCGCAGGGAGCGCCACUUCACAGACACACAGGAGAGUAACGGCAGUAGCAGCAGCUCGAGCCGUGAAAGCGUCGGCGGCUGUAUCGUGCCGACGUGGACGAAUGCGCCGCCGAAUGUUGUGGGCGGCCAAGUGAUGAUGGUGAACAACUCCCACCGGAGCUUGCCGCCGUCGUGUGCUGCCGCGGCGGUGAAUCGCCCGCCUGGGACCUCCACCUCUCCGACCACUCAGUACAAGUGGCGGGAGGCGGCUGCGCGUCCGGCGAGUGGAGCUGCCCCAAGCUCGCCUAGCGCGGCCGUCGCGUUCGGCGCAGCGCCGUGCACGGUGACAAGCGGUGUCGCUGUUUCUGGAACGCAACGUAGCGACCACAGCCCCACUAGCACUGGCGAAAGGGUAGCGCAGAUGCCAUUGCCGGGUGCAUCCAGCGCGGCUGUAACACUGCAACACGACUGCCCAUCGCGUGAUUCGUCGGGGUAUCCUCAGGGGCUAUCCCCAACCGCCCUUCGCCUGCACGCGACUGCCUCAACAGCUGCCGGCACUGCCACCCGCGGCAACCUCGCUGAUCCGCAGCGCCGCCGCAGGCUCAAGCCGCCGCCAAUCAUGAGCGACGUUGCCAGCGCCUCGGGUCGUCGCUCGUGCUCGUGCCCCAGUACUCGCAGUGCCACGGCGAUCGAUGCCACCAUCGCGUCCUCUCCAGUUGCGAUCUACACGGGGGUGGCAGCAGACCCGAAAGCGGUAGCGGCAAUGACGCGCCCGGCUCGCACACUUCGAAGCGCUGGCAGUCCGUCGAACCCAAACAAUAUGCUACCACAGGGGCCCGUGUCGCUCCCUAACUCCGACUUCAAGCCUCUUGGGCUGUGGUGCACCUCGCCUGCCUCCGCCGCCGCCGCCUCCACUUCAGCUACCACUUCAGAGCUCGAGGGGUCGACGGUAACGGUGAUCGGCGUGGAUGUCGGCAGCCUCCUCACACACGAGAUGGACGGCGGCGUGGUCAUUGUACGCCCUCGCCAGACGCCGGACGAUCUCGUGUGCGGUGUGUGUAUGUCUGUGUGCCGGCAACCGACGGCAGCGGCGUGCGGGCAUCUUUUCUGCCGUCGCUGCCUUCAGUCGUGGAUGCAAGAAAACCGAACGGCAACAUGCCCGCUGGACCGAACCCCAAUCCUGGUGGAGCUGCUGCACACCGACGCCCGCGCGCAGCGGCAGAUCAACGCACUGGCAUGCCGCUGCCCCGCCUCGCUCUCUCGGGCAUCGCAGUGGGCGUUGCGGCAGCUCGGGUCUGCAAGUCCUGUAUUAGGCGACAGAACAGAGGAGGACGAGGGGGGCGAUGGAGACGCACGACGGGAGCACCCGCGAUGUAUGUGGGCGGGAUGCGUGUCGGACGCUGCAGCGCACUUGCGUCAGUGCCCGUACAUCAUCAUCGAGUGCCCGUUCGCCAAGCGCGGCUGCUCGGCGGCGAUGGCGCGGGUGGAUAUGGCGGGACACUUAAAGAAUAGCGUGGCGGACCACCUGCUGCUUGUCUCGCAGGCCCUCGACGCGUCCACGGAGCAGUACCGGGUUUUGCAGGGGGAGGUGGAGGUGCUGCGACAGCGCUGUCCCAUGAGUUAUCCCGUCACCCUCCCCAAUGCGCCAACAGGCGGGCCAGCCGGAAAUUCGGAGCCGGCGGUGUCGAUGUACUCGUCAUCCUUGCAUGGAAUGGAUGUUCCGACGGGGGCGCUGGCACCGGCUCUCCUCAUCCCCGGCGGCGGCAGCAGCAACAGCGGUGCAACUCCCAUCGCGAUAGCGGCGUUCCCGGAGGAAGUACCGCCAGCGAGCGGCUCCCCGACUCGAGUGGUGGGGGCGUUUGGCCACGGCGCAUCCGCCACCGUCGACUACCCGUUCCCUGUCUUCUCGCUGUUGCAGCCGCCAUAUCAGCACCCGCACCACAGCUCAUUGACGACAGCCGUGCAGACCAACGUGCGUCGGCACGCAGCUACUGAUGAUAUGUUGCUUGUCGCCGCCCACCGCGUGCCCAGCGGACACGAUGCCACAAUGCCGAUGGCGGCGGACACGACGGCGCUGUGCACCUCAUCUUCACCGCACAUUGGCGCUCCACCGGCCUCCGUCCCUGUUGCCAACACAGCAGCGGCGGCGCCGACCUUUGCCCUUCCUGCCGGCGCAGUAGGACCGAUCCCUGCCCAACUCGCUAGCGCUCCUCCGCGAGCGGCGCCGGUGGUGGGCAGCGGCCGCUGCGUGGAUCGAUUUGUUUGGGUCAUCACCGAGAUGGCGUCGCGACAGGCGCCGUGCUACAGUCGCUCCUUUACCUCGCACGGCCUGCCAUGGUAUGUGGGCAUUGACACCACCGCCUCACGGGAGCAGUGUGGAGUCUACCUCUUCACCGAGGGUCACGAGCACCGUGUCGACUUCCGCGUGAUCCUGUACCACGAGGACCCGGCACGUGACGUUGUGCACGUUGUGCGGGACUGGCAGGAUGACUACAUUGGAAAAGGCUGGGGCCCACUGCGCUUCAUCAAUCGUUUCACGCUAGAACAGGACGGCUUCCUCGUGAACGGCUGCCUGCGCGUCGGGAUCGAGGUGCUGAGUGGACCGUACUGA
Leishmania mexicana MHOM/GT/2001/U1103 is the source of this 2760-nucleotide messenger RNA. RefSeq lists its product as hypothetical. Bases 1 to 2760 code for a protein of 919 amino acids. The transcript has a single exon. Gene Ontology annotation, molecular function: zinc ion binding; protein binding. Lineage: Eukaryota; Euglenozoa; Kinetoplastea; Trypanosomatida; Trypanosomatidae. The record is from RefSeq and is a predicted model, not a curated record.